Chaetomium fimeti is the source of this 1071-nucleotide messenger RNA. RefSeq lists its product as uncharacterized. The transcript has a single exon. The record is from RefSeq and is a predicted model, not a curated record. The coding region runs from base 1 to 1071 and encodes 356 amino acids. NCBI's taxonomy places the organism in Eukaryota, Fungi, Ascomycota, Sordariomycetes, Sordariales, Chaetomiaceae.
AUGCCAAGCGCAACCCCGCAACCCCAGCUCAAAAAGAAGGCGAGCUUCAGGGACCGCCUGAAAGCCUGGCAGAAACCCCCCCAGCCGCUGGAAAUCGUCACCGAGGAGUCGAAACCGCGGUUCGUCUACGAGCCCACACAUGCCGCCGCCGACUUUUCGCGGUUGGCGGUAUCGCCACUGAGCCCAGUAAAGCCGCGGCUUUCACCGGCCACGACGCAUACACCGCCUGAGAGGGACACACCGACCUCCCCUCGCAGCGGGCAACCACGGCCGAGGGAUAAGGGGGAGCCCCGAGAUCACGAAUCGACAAGGCGACACUCUAGACCCAGCGUGAAUCGUCACUCCUACACGCUGGUGGAGGACCCUUUUCAAGCAUCCAACGCCGCCGCCCACGUCCCGGUCAACCCUCAGCCGGUGGAGUGGAGUCCAGGAGCAGCGGCAGCUAGCGCGAAGGGAGGGCCGCCGCCGACGCAAUCAUCGCCUCAGCCCCUUUCUGAUUUCGAGCUUUUCCUCGCCCGCGCGGAAGCUGAAGACCGCGAACGGCGCGACCGAGUUUUGCGCAGCAUCUCGCAGCGGUCUGCGGCAUACACGGCGAGCCGCAUCAGACCGGAUCCGCACCGCCAGUUUGCGGCAGCGGGGUCGUCGGCAGCCGAGAGGACAGUUAGGAGGCCAGCCGAGAAGGACGAGAGCUUGGCUCAACGCAACACCAAGACCCGCCAUGUCCAUGCCCCUAGCGGCAAGACGGAAGCCGAACAACAGCAGCCGCGAAAGUUGGAACAGCGACAGGAAAGGGACCACCGAGGCCACGCGCGUCAGUCGAGCUGGGCGGCAAGUUACACGGCCGACGGUAGCGCGCGGGAAAAGGGACCGGCUGCCCUAUCGCCAACACGGGAGAUACGACCGUUGCCGGAACCACCGCUCCCGGUACGCGCGGACGGGGCUGGUGAGGACAUGCAUCAGCCGCCAGCACCCAGAACACUGCGCAGACAGGCCAGCAUCACACAACGCAUCGUCCAGUAUAUCCGGCCACCGAAGACGGGAGCGCGGCCCAUUCAGACUCUGGUUGAGUGA